This is a messenger RNA of Pediculus humanus corporis (human body louse), 531 nucleotides long. Its product is annotated as vacuolar protein sorting protein, putative. The record is from RefSeq and is a predicted model, not a curated record. Gene Ontology annotation, molecular function: structural molecule activity; protein homodimerization activity. Bases 1 to 531 code for a protein of 176 amino acids. Gene Ontology annotation, biological process: protein transport to vacuole involved in ubiquitin-dependent protein catabolic process via the multivesicular body sorting pathway. Gene Ontology annotation, cellular component: ESCRT II complex. The transcript is spliced from 2 exons. NCBI's taxonomy places the organism in Eukaryota, Metazoa, Arthropoda, Insecta, Psocodea, Pediculidae.
AUGGAUGAGGAUUUUGAUUGGCCUUGGCAAUACAAUUUCCCUCCUUUUUUUACUAUCCAAGUUAACAGAGAAACUCUAAAUCUGCAAAUACAAGCAUGGAAACAAUUAGUAUUAGACUAUUUAAAGGCUAAAAAACAAAGUAUUUUAGAUGUUAGAGAAGCUCAACAAACUCCUCUAUUUCGUAACACAAGUAUUAAUAGGCAAUUAUCAGUUGAUGGAAUUGUACAAGUCAUGGAAGACUUGUCCAAAACUGGUCAUGCUGAAUCCGUUGACAAAUCUAAAAACCGUUGGUACAUAUAUUGGGAACCAGUAGAAGAAUUAAGUGCAGCAGUGUAUAGAUGGGCGUCAAACAAUGGUUUUAUUGGAAGUGUAUGUACACUAUAUGAACUAAUUGAAGGUGAGAAUACAAUUGAUGAAGUUUUUUAUAAUUUAGAAGAAGAUGUUUUAUUAAAAGUUUUAAAAAGGCUCGAACAUGAAAAUAAAGCUGAAAUAAUGAUAUUAGAUGACAGUAAGGGUGUAAAAUUUUUUUAG